UGAUACGAAUUUUAUUUGGUUAAGAGUGUUGAUGAAGAAAAUAAUUUUCACUGUUAAGCAUUUUACUUCGUUGGAAGGGGUAUCCAAAGGGGGAUGAAAACUUUGAUAGCUGGUUGCACUUUUGAAUUUAGCCACCUUAAUUCUAAUAGGAAGAGUUGAGAGUAUCAAGAAACUGGGCACAACAAUAUGGAAGAAGAACCAGCCAUUUUGGCGUUGUAUGUAGUGGCAAAUUUAUUUCCAUUUUUAUUUCACGUGUUUGGGCUGUUCCUGUUGCUUCAAAUCAAAGAACUUGAAAUGAAUGGCAGCCAAAGAAUCUUUCUUAUUCACCUAAGCUCAUCAGAAUUACUUCUAGCAGCUUUCGGUUUAGCAAGAGACAUCACGAAAGGUUUCAAAAGCAAAUUGGAUACUCAUGUUUACCAUGUAGCGAAUAUUCUGCAACUUUCUGGUAUUUCCUUUGUCUACUAUGCUGUCAUGAUCUUACUUACUACAGACAGAUUCUUUGAGUUGUAUUUGAAUAUAAAAUAUCCCUUGUACUGGUCAUCGAGGCAAACAAAGCGUGUUAUGUUAGUAACAUGGCUCCUGGCAACCAUGUUUACAUUGGCUGUUAUCGUAGUUCACUAUGUAUAUAAAUUCGAUUACAGAAAGAUGUUCUACACCUACUUCUAUCCUAUCAUCGAGACCAUUUUUCUAAUUGUUGCUGGUACCACCUACACUUACGUCCUUAGGGUGUACCGCAAGGGAAACAAAAAAAUAGCAAAUUUAGCAAAAUGUAGUAAUGAUAUCAACACAGGAAACGACAGAACUGGGCGAAGAAAAAGUGUUCGCGUUAAUAUAACCAACUCAACAUUUUAUUUACCAACUUUGUUAAUAUUAUCUUUUAUUUUACUUAUUGUUCUUCCAGACUUCAUUCAUUUCUUCGCAUUUCAGUUAGGUGCAACUUUACCUGAAGCAAUCGAACACUCGAUAUAUAUUACGUAUCAAUUAGCUUUCACUUUGGACGCUGUUUUUUAUAUAUUUCUUUGCCCACCCGUUAGGAGGCUGAUGAUUAAGUUGUUCUGCAAAAAGCGUCAUUAUAAAAGAAGAAACGCGGUUUUCGAGAGAAGAAACGCGGUGGUUGAAUUGCAAACGAGUUCCGCCGCUUCAACAAUCACGAGAUAAACAGAAUGAAGAAAAAAAGAAAAGAAAAUAUAUGAACAACUCUGACUUUUGUUUGUUUUCGUUAAAUCGUUUUCCUAACACAGAACAAAAGGAAACAUUUAAGUUUCUGUGACGAAUGACAACAUACAUUUUUUUAAUAGCAGGAACGACAUCUUACAAAAUUCUCAUUUUUAUGUCAAAAAGAAUAAAUAAGAAAUAUUGAAUAUGUUAUAUAUAUACGGAUUACGAAAUACAUCGGAAUAUUAUUAACUAUUAUAAUAACUAUUAUUUGUUUUUAAAUAAAUAUUUGUAAAAUAAAUAUUCGCCAAACACAACUUAUGUUUGUUAAUUAGAACAUUAAAAAAUAAAAAAAAAUAUGUUGCAGGUUGGUAGCGCCUUGUAGUAGUCGCGGGCUGGAACCUGCUAUGAAACACAUGCAUAAACAACAAAACAUAAAAUUUGUAUUCAUCUGAAAACCCCAACUUUUCCCAUUCAAAUUUUUCAGGAAAAUUAUAAUUUUUUAUUGAGCAUACCCCUUGAAUGAGCACCCACUCCUCCGCUUUAGGAAACGAGCACCUAUUUGGAUUUUAGUCAAAACGACCUGCAAAUUCUUUUUCAGGAAAAAUAAGGAAGAUAACUGAAGAGUAACAAGACGUAUGAUAUACGCAAACAACCUCGCGAAUAAAGUUUACAAAAAGCUGUCUAUCAAAUUGGGAUUUUUGUUACGAAGUUAGACACGACAUAUUUUACUAUUCAGAUACGCAAUAAUAUUUGUUACACAUUUAUUUUUCAAAAUUGAUUUGUGAGACCUUCCUGAACGUGAAAUUCCUCGAACUUUUAAUUUUCGAUGGGUCCGUCUUGGGUGAACCGACUGACAGGAAGAAGAAAGACCACAAACCCACAAACCCCAAAAUUUGCGAAAUUCAUUAAUUCAGUUAAUUCUGCCUAAAUUCACUUUUAAAAAGUUUGGUGGAAACACCUUUAUUUACUAGUUAGUUAAACAAGUGUUUUGAACACUUGUCUUAUCUUUUUAAAAAAGAAAAAAAAAGUAAAAAUAGUUACCAAGAUGAGAUUCGAACACACGACGACUCCCGUGUCGGUGCUCAGAGAGGCAAAAAUUUCCAUUCUUGUAGGACACAUUUGCGUUUUAAUACAAGCUCACGAGCUUGUAAU
Molecule: messenger RNA, 2310 nt
Organism: Hydractinia symbiolongicarpus
Lineage: Eukaryota; Metazoa; Cnidaria; Hydrozoa; Anthoathecata; Hydractiniidae
Exons: 2
Coding region: 187-1158 (323 amino acids)
Cellular component (GO): membrane
Source: RefSeq, a predicted model, not a curated record